AUGCCCGUCAAGCAUGCUCGUGCACCGACGUUGUUAGCAGCCGUUGCCCAACCAGUACUAUCCUGGUAUGUCAACGUGCUUCGGCAAGAAGGCCGUCAUCCAGAGGAUAAGCAGACGCCUAUUGCUCAGCUCACGUGUGUGCCAUUCACAUCAUCCGACCGGCUGCCCAUCGUGCCAAGUGGGUGGCUGCCGAGGAAUUUCAGCUACUGCCAGGCUAGUGGUCAGAUGCGACAUUAUAUCCAGGCCAGAGACAAUUGUCAUGAACAUGCAUUCGGUGCAGCCAACAGCAUGUUCACCAAACUUGACACUCUUUCAGGGGGGGGGGGGCACAAUUUGAGAAGAACUGAAAAAGUGAAAGAAAACAGUCGACAAGAUUAG
This is a messenger RNA of Puccinia graminis f. sp. tritici CRL 75-36-700-3, 378 nucleotides long. RefSeq lists its product as uncharacterized. Bases 1 to 378 code for a protein of 125 amino acids. Lineage: Eukaryota; Fungi; Basidiomycota; Pucciniomycetes; Pucciniales; Pucciniaceae. The transcript has 2 exons. The record is from RefSeq and is a predicted model, not a curated record.